AAGAUGCUUCAGGGCCUAAAUGAGGGAUGGACUGAUUCACACUUGCUGUGAUCUCAGCCUGGACCAAAGCUACAGAAGGGUCCUCGUGGGUGGCUGAGGACUUUCACCAGGCGGGCCCCGGGAGGAGGAAGGGACCCCAGAGUCCCCAGGAGGGGAGGGCAGGCUUAGCAAAAAAAAAAAAAGAAAAAAAAAAUCCUACAAUCUUUACGUUUGUUCUGUCAAAUUUAAAAGAGACUUUAAAAACGUUCAUCUAAGUUUCCCUGGCUUCUCCCUGGGUACACACGUAUCCUUUUUACUUUCCCCAACUCAGUUCUGUGGGGCGUGGGAGGCGCUGCAAGAGAGUCUCGGUCCGCACUGGAGCCUCGGCGAGGGCCGCCCCCGUUCCCCACGCAGCUUUCCCUCGCGAGGUUUCGCACUUUCUAGCGCGGUUCCUUCCCCCAGCCCUCCCGGCUCCCGCGUGGGACGCAGAGAGAGGUUGGGCGCCGCGCUGGCCCGGGAGUGGCUUAUGCCUGACGCAGCCCGGCUGGCGGCCGUGGCACGCCCGCCCUGGCGUCAACUCCCGCGCCCCGGGUGAGGGUGGGUGGCCGCGCCUGGGUCCCGGACGCCGCGGGCGCUGAAGGCCUCUGGCGGGCGCGAGGCGGCGGCCACGGGCGUGCGGUCCUACGGGCUGCAGGGGGCGCUGUGCGCGUCCUCAAGCUCGGCCGCCGAGCGCAGCUCUUUUUUAAAGGGCCAGCGGGGCACGUGGCUCGGAACGCAGUUCGCGGCCGCCCGGCAGUAGCUCAGGUUAGGCGGGUCCCGCUACGCUUCCGCCGUCGCCGCCGCGCCGCCCCGGGCCCGACAGGCCGGGUCCAGGGACUGCAACCCAGCGAGGGACGGGGGCAGCCAUGGCCGAAGCGGCGCCUGCCCGGGCCCCAGAGACAGACAAGCACACAGAGGACCAGAGUCCUUCAACACCCUUUCCCCAGCCAGCUGCUGAGAACUCGUACCUCUACUCCACGGAAAUCACACUGUGGACGGUGGUGGCCGCCAUUCAGGCCUUGGAGAAGAAGGUGGAUUCCUGCCUGACCCGCUUGCUGACUCUGGAGGGGCGCACGGGGACAGCCGAGAAGAAGCUGGCCGACUGCGAGAAGACAGCUGUGGAGUUCGGGAACCAGCUGGAGGGCAAGUGGGCCGUGCUGGGGACCUUGCUGCAGGAGUAUGGGCUGCUGCAGAGGCGGCUGGAGAAUGUGGAGAACUUGCUGCGCAACAGGAACUUCUGGAUCUUGCGGCUGCCCCCGGGCAGCAAGGGGGAGGCCCCCAAGGUGCCCGUGACCUUCGAUGAUGUGGCCGUGUAUUUCUCUGAGCUGGAGUGGGGCAAGCUGGAGGACUGGCAGAAGGAGCUCUACAAGCACGUGAUGAGGGGCAACUACGAGACGCUGGUCUCCCUGGAUUAUGCCAUCUCCAAACCAGACAUCCUCACCCGGAUAGAGAGGGGAGAGGAGCCUUGUCUUGACCGGUGGGGCCAGGAGAAGGGGAAUGAAGUAGAGGUGGGGCGUCCAAGGAUGAUGGGCACAGGCCUCCCUCCAUAUCCAGAGCACCUCACCAGCCCACUCAGCCCUGCCCAGGAGAAGCUGAAAGAAGGGCAGGCCCCCAAGCAGCAGCAGGACUCAGAGGCGAGAGUGGCCCCAGUUGGGCCAGAAGCAGGUGGUGGUGUGGCCAUCAAGACUGAGGCACAGUCUGAAGACGAGAUGACGCCUGAGCGGCUCUUUCUGGGGGUGUCCCGAGGCCAGACCGAAUGUAGAAUCCCCCGAGGGCCCAGGAACAGGCCUGGGGGACCCAGCCGUCAUCAGGCCCAGGGCGUGCCCAGGGUGCGGGCAGGGGAGCCACGGCCACCGGGGGCCGGCGGGGAGACGCCCCGAGUCCUCUCCCGCCGGCGGCAGCGGGCAUUCCCCUGCCCCGACUGCGGGCAGAGCUUCCGCCUGAAGAUCAAUCUGACGAUUCAUCAGCGGACCCACGUGGAGGAGGGGCGGCAGGAGGCCCCCGGCCGCUCGCCCACCAGCUGCGGGGACAGCCAGGCCAUGCUGGAGCCGGGGGAGGUGGUGGUGCCCGGCCCUGUCAUCCACUGGCUCCCCGAGGAGCCUGAGGGUCGCCGCUCCGUGGCAGGGGGCCGUGCAUUGGUGGGGCGGCGGCCUGCAGCCAGCAAGAUGUACCACUGCAGUGAGUGCCUGCGCUUCUUCCAGCAGCGCAAGAGCCUGCUGCUGCACCAGCGCCUGCACACCGGGAACGGCCAGGGCUGGCCCGCCUGCCCCUACUGCGGCAAGGCCUUCCGCCGGCCCUCGGACCUCUUCCGGCACCAGCGCAUCCACACCGGUGAGCGGCCCUACCAGUGCCCCCAGUGUGGCCGGACCUUCAACCGGAACCACCACCUGGCUGUGCACAUGCAGACCCACGUCCGAGGCCAGGUGGGCCCACACUUGCCUGCCGCCCCUGCCCGCCACGGGAGCCUGCCCCUGCCCUGGCCCAGCCGGAAGGAGGAGGGCUGACCAGGCAGGAGCCCACAGAGGACCUCUGGCGCGGUCUCUCCCCUGUGCCUGACGCAGGUUCUUCCUCUUCCUGGGAUGGAGAGAGGUUUGUUGUUUUUACCCAUUCAAAUGGGAAGGUAGCCGCCCUUCUGGUGACAGUGUGUGUGACCGGGUGCUUUCUGUUUCCUGUUUGCACUCUUCGCUGCCUUUUCUGCAUUCCUGACUUGUAAAAGAUUCCUUAAGGCUUAAGGGAUGCCUUAUUUUUGAUAGGGCCUGUGGUAGGUACCACAGCCAAGAGGACCAGAGAUCAUGGCCCUUCCAGUAUGGGGGCGAUAGAGACAUCGGGGACCUGGGAUUUUUGUUUUGUGCAGAGAUCUCCUGCCUGCUGUCACCAUGAGAAACAGUGGAGUGGAUGGGUGGCCUGAAGAAAGGGCCCUGGAAAGUGUUCUACUUUGCUAUUUUGAAACUUUUUUUCCCUUGUUAUAGAGACUUUCAAGUGCUUUUGUAAAUGUGUGUAGUUGCUAAUGGAACUUUGCCUUUUGCAAAGUCGGAAAGAGCCGGCUUUUCCAUGUGGGGCUUGCAGAGCUGGAAGGGGAGCUACAUCCACCAGCCUGUGGGUCUUUUUUUUUUUUUUUUAAGAUGGAGUUUCACUCUUGUUGCCCAGGCUGGAAUGCAAUGAUACAAUCUCCGCUCACUGCAACCUCUGCCUCUCGGGUUCAAGUGAUUCUCCUGCCUCAGCCUCCUGAGUAGCUGGGAUUACAGGCGCGUGCCACCACUUCGGGCUAAUUUUUGUAUUUUUAGUAGAGACAGUGUUUCAUCAUGUUGUCCAGACUGGUCUCGAACUCCUGAUGUCAGGUGACCCGCACAGCUCGGCCUCCUGAAGUGCUGAGAUUACAGGCGUGAGCCACCACUCUUGGCCCAGCCUGUGGGUUUUGAUGGGGAUGUCUUGGCUGCUGUCUUGGAAGCACAGUGUCUCCCCAUGUGUGUGUUUCUUGGCCCAGAGUGACUCCCAGUAUUCCUAGUCCUUCCCCACGGGAUAGUCACAUCCAUUAUUUACUUUUGUUGUCAGCUGGGAGGGGAAACUGAAGCCUGGACACUUCUCCCCAAGGGCUCAGUGUUCAUGGGUGUGUAAGAUCCAUUGACUGGACCCCAGAAAGCACCCUGAGGGGCAGUGCAGAGAGAGCCCAGGAAGCCCCUCCACUAGAGGAGGCCCUUGGUCUAGCUGAGGGCCACUUCCACCCUGGGCCUCCAGGCCUGCUUUUCACAUUAAAGGCGGGGCAGUCUCCUCUCAAAGGAGUUCUCCUUUGAGCACUUUGGGCUCUGGGGCAGAAUUGGGCUAGGAGAUCUGGGUGAAUCCUUUAGUCCCAGCUAGUCUCAUGUUCCUCUUCUGUCAAAGGGGGUCACGGCCCUAGUGUGUCCUACCUCAGAGUUGUCAGGGUCAAAUUAACAGGCACUGGGACAAAUAUGAAGCCUAGCUUUGUGCUUCCUUUCAAAUUCAGGGCCUCCUUUCUACUCCAUUCCAGCCUUUUUUUCCUGUCAGAAUCCUUCAGGAAGGACCUUUAUCUUCUGGAGUGAGUGGCAAAUCCACUGGGUUCAGUGAAAGACUCGCCCACGGGGCUCUGUUCCCCAGUAGUCCUUUGUAUUUUGGUGAACAAAUUCUUACCAAAGCAUGAGAUUCGGACUGUAGAAGUUCAGGCAAUAAUAUGAGGCCUCAUGGGGCAGUCUGGAGGUCAGCUGGCUUCUGGUGUCUCUCAUCACACCACUGCGGGUUCUGCCUGUAGAGCAGCCUUGGUGUGGGUGACUCUGAAGCUGGAGUGAUGGGACCCCAGCUAUCCUUGUUUUUUACCGCCUUGUCUGGCACUGUGGCCACCCUUCAGGGCUGCUUCUGGGGGCCUUGGUCCCUGGAUGUGCCAUUUCCUUGCCCUUCUGACCCUCACACUUCUUCCAAAGUCUUGAGCAGAGUUGGGGGCCAAUGGUAGCAUUGCUAUCAUCUCUUGGAGGAGGGUGAGUAUACAAGUCAGUGACAGUUCAGCCAGGCUCCCUUGGGUUUGGGAAGAGGCACUGCCCUUCUGUGCUGUGGAUCCUGCUUGUCUGCUCUGGAGUCCCCCGACCCUUGCCAUGAGCUUCACAAACCAGAGAUGGGCUGUCAGCAAGAGCUCAGAUAGGAUGUGGUGCAAGUGCAGGUGCACGAGUUUGACCCUCAGCUGCAGGAGCUAGUUUCAGGUGUUCUGGGGAUACCUCAGGCUAAGAAUUUUGCCGACUUUCUGGGCUUGUUUGGCUAGUGCCAAAUGCCCCUGCUUAAAUAUCACAAGGUGCUGAUUCUCCUUUUUUCUUUUUUUCAUAGCAAUGUGCUCAAACUUUGAGCUAGGUCUUGUGAGUUUGCCUAGCACUCAGACGUGUUUAAGUAACGUUCUUUACAUUGAAACAAGUCAACCGAAGCUUUGUGGUGCAGGAGCUGAGGGUGUCCCAGACUCGGUGGGAGCCCUGGUUGGGCCCCAAACUCCCCCAGCGGGGUCCUCGGUUUCCUCAUUUGUGAAAUAAAUGGGUGGGCCAUGACGUUAAUAAGCCCAAGAGAACUGUGAAGGUGGUAGUCCCUUGCCCUAAUUGGUGCUCAAUAAACUUGGCAUAAA
Molecule: messenger RNA, 5131 nt
Organism: Pongo pygmaeus (Bornean orangutan)
Lineage: Eukaryota; Metazoa; Chordata; Mammalia; Primates; Hominidae
Gene: ZNF783
Product: zinc finger protein 783
Exons: 6
Coding region: 885-2522 (545 amino acids)
Biological process (GO): regulation of transcription by RNA polymerase II
Cellular component (GO): nucleus
Molecular function (GO): RNA polymerase II transcription regulatory region sequence-specific DNA binding; DNA-binding transcription factor activity, RNA polymerase II-specific
Source: RefSeq, a predicted model, not a curated record